This is a messenger RNA of Heterocephalus glaber (naked mole-rat), 1594 nucleotides long. Lineage: Eukaryota; Metazoa; Chordata; Mammalia; Rodentia; Bathyergidae. The record is from RefSeq and is a predicted model, not a curated record.
AUGGCCGCGACGGGGCGGGCGGCGGGGCGGGAGCGGGCACUAGAGCCCGGGGCGGGGGCGCUGCUAUUUUUAAUCCAAUGGCGAGUCGUCGGCCCAGCUGCAGCGUCAGGCGGGGCGCUGGGCAGCGGCAGCCGCAGCGCGCCGGGGAGGGGGCGCCGGAGGGGCCUGCACCCGCAUGACUCGGCGACCGGGGCCGAGCCGGGAGCCCCGAGCCCUGGGAGGCGGGACACCCCGCGCCGAGGACCUCUGCUCGCCCACGCCGGCGGCGGCCCGGGGCACCAGCGCGGUGUUUUCGAUCCAGAAUCCUGCCUGGCCAGGGGGCAGCUCCGAGGAGCCCAACACAAAGACUGGGAGUUGUUUAAAAAAAAAAAACCGAAAAGCGGCCACUUCCCCGGAUUGGGAGGGAAGGGUCGGUGCACAAAUCCACAGGGCCUCAAACCUAUUUGCGCCACGCACUUCGUUCUCCGUGACUCUCUAGACCUGUCUAGAUUUCCACAUCCUCAAGCAAGACUUGAGCAGACUUGUAAGUCACAAUUCCAAAUGUGCCUGAUGGAAAUGCAAGGGGCCGUGUGGCACAGAGCGAGAAAUUCAGCACUGUUGCUCUCCUCGACGUCACCCAAGUACUCUCAACCAGGUUUGUUUGGGAUUUAUUCCCACCAGUUCGCCAUCUUCUACGUAGCACCUGUUUAGGUUUAUGGACGACACACGCUCCAAAUACAGGGGAAAACGAUUCGAAAUGCUCGAAACUUGAAGUUUAAUCUUAGACUAAAUGUAAAUUAAAUCAGUGAGGCACUGUUUUUCAUCUUUCAGGCUGAUAAAGAUGUAUUGAGUUAGCCUUAUUGGAGAAAUGGGCCCCCCUGUAUAUUGUUGGUAGAAAUAGCAACGGGAAAUUUUGGAAGGAAAUUUAAUAAUCUCGAUCAUAAUUUUAUUUGCCUAUACUGUUUUCCCUGUAAUUCCUUGUCUAGACAUUUAUGCUACAGAUAAAUUCAGCCACAUAAGAACGUUUGUUGGUGCGCUGUUUAUAGUGACAAUAGGCUGAGAAUGAUGUAGACAACCACCUGUAGAGAGUGAUUAAAAUAAAGUACUCUUGAAAAGAAUGAAUAGCUCUACAUAUGCUAAUAUGGAACAGUCUCAAGUCAUAUUACUGGAUGAAAAUAACAAAGUGUGAAUCAGUGUAUAAAACUGAGGAAAGUGUGCAAGAUUGAUAAUACAUAGGAAGCACUCUAGCACAUCCUAUAUAUCACGGGCCUUCCUUCUGGUUGAUUGUACCUGUGGUAAAUAUUUUUAAUGUUGCUCCUCAAGAUAGACAUGUCCACGUGCUUGCAAGGUUUUUGCCUUUAGAUGUCUCCAGAAGAAUACAAAAGAAACUAUUCACUGUUGGGGAUCUGUGGACAGGAGGUCACAGGAGGAUUUACUACUACUUUUUGCCUUUUUAUACUGUUCAAAUUUUUAUUAUGUGCAAGAAUUAUGUUAAAAAUUAAUGGUUUUUUUCAGAUCAUUAUUUGUUCAGUGUUGGUUUUGGGGACCUUUCUGAAACAAAUCACAUCCUCUCGUGUCUUGUUGGUGCUUGAGAUGCUUUUUUAAGUUAUAUGGA